AUGGCGACUGUUUUUCUCGGAUUUGGCCGUAUAAUGCGGCCUCCGGGUGGCCUGCGCUGGCAUCUCUUCCCUCACAGACUUGGGGUUUGGAGUUUGCCCGAGGGGACCUUGAGAGCUGCGCUGAGGCCGUUUUGCGGGCGGCGGGAAGAAGCGUGGCGGACCUCGGGGUUGUCGGCCUGUUGCCUGGGACGCCGGCCCUUCAGUACGGCUCUGCCCCCACCACCAGGGUCAUCGAAGGACCACAGUAACCCAGGGCGCCCCUCGAAGCCCGGGCCUGUUUCCUGGAAGUCUUUAGCAUUCACAUUUGCUAUUGGAGGAGCUUUAUUGGCUGGAAUGAAGUACUUCAAGAAAGAAAAGAUAGAAAGGCUGGAGAAAGAACGGAAUCGAUCCCUAGGAAAGCCUUUGCUUGGAGGACCAUUUUCUCUCACAACUCAUACUGGAGAGCCUAAAACUGACAAGGAUUACCUGGGACAGUGGGUGCUGAUUUAUUUUGGCUUUACUCAUUGUCCUGAUGUCUGUCCAGACGAACUGGAAAAAAUGAUCCAAGUUGUGGAUGAAAUAGAUAAUAUUCCCACACUGCCAAAUAUAACUCCACUUUUCAUCACUAUUGACCCAGAAAGGGAUACCAAAGAAGCCAUUGGAAAUUAUGUGAAAGAAUUUUCUCCCAAACUGAUUGGCUUGACUGGCACAAAAGAACAGAUUGACCAGGUGGCCAAAGCUUACAGAGUAUAUUACAGCCCCGGCCCCAAGGAUGAAGAUGAAGAUUACAUAGUAGACCAUACCAUAAUAAUGUACUUAAUUGGACCAGAUGGUGAAUUUCUAGAUUACUUUGGCCAGAACAAGAAGAAUGGAGAAAUAGCUGGUCUAAUUGCUACACACAUGAGGAGACAGAUGAGGAAGAGCUAA
Elephantulus edwardii (Cape elephant shrew) is the source of this 906-nucleotide messenger RNA. RefSeq names its product protein SCO1 homolog, mitochondrial-like (gene SCO1). The record is from RefSeq and is a predicted model, not a curated record. The transcript has 6 exons. The coding region runs from base 1 to 906 and encodes 301 amino acids. NCBI's taxonomy places the organism in Eukaryota, Metazoa, Chordata, Mammalia, Macroscelidea, Macroscelididae. Gene Ontology annotation, biological process: mitochondrial respiratory chain complex IV assembly.